GUCAUUCAUGCCGUCAAUUCAUUUUGGACGUGGUUUGAUUAAAUCAUAUUAUCAGCGAUAAAUUUCUUUUCACAUAAUUGCAUUUGCAGUGCAUUCAUACAAACGGUGAGUCCUGAAUUUAUGUAUACUUUUCUAAGUUGCCGUAUAUGAUUUCACAUGGCAUCAUAUGCGACAGCUUCUUGGGAAUUUGUUUUUUUUUUGUUCUAAUUUUUUUUUUCGAUUUUUAAGCGAAAACCUAUGUGCAUACGGGAAAAAUGCCACCAGCCAGACGAGCAAAUAUAGGUCGGCGAACGCGUAAUGCAAAUGAUGUGGCAUUACUAAGACGAUCACAGACUGCAGAUGAACGCGCACAAGCUAAUGCAUCGCAGCGUGAACGUAAUGCACGCAAUAGAUUUGUUAACCCAGUACCUGUACUGAAUCUUGCACGGCCAUCACGAAUACGUCGUGCUGUUUUGGCUGAAAUGAUGCGUGCUGCUUUUAAUUACAACAGUCAGAUUGAUUAUAGUAUGUAUGGAUACAUUGGAAUGAUGGACGCAAUAUGUCCACAUUGUGAUGCGGCUAACUUUCGAGGUGAAACACCCGGCAUGUGUUGUGCUAAUGGCAAAGUGAGAUUGCCAGCAUUAGAAACUCCACCCGAACCAUUGUAUUCAUUUAUUUUUGGGACAUCGCAAGCGUCGAAGCACUUUCUGAGUCAUAUUCAACAAUACAAUUCGGCAUUUCAAAUGACUUCUUUUGGUGCAACUAAAAUUAUUAGAGAUAAUUUUAUGCCGACGUUUAAGAUUCAGGGCCAGAUUUAUCAUCAAGCUGGUUCGUUAUUGCCAUACCCCGACGCUGAUCAUCAAUUUUUGCAAAUUUAUUUUAUUGGUGAUGAAAAUCGUGAAUCGGAUCAACGUUGUGCAAUUGUUUCGAAUACAAGACGAGAAAUUAUUCGUGAGCUACAAAGGUUUUUCCAUCAGCAUAACGCAUUAGUUCAAUUGUUUAAAAUUUCUCUCGAUCGUAUGCCAACUGAUAAUCACAAAAUCGUAAUAAGAGCUGAUAGAACACCUUUUGGAGAGCAUGCAAGGCGAUUUAAUGCACCAACAAUUGAUGAGGUUGCAAUUGUAAUUCUUGGUGAUCAGUUUCAAUCCCGUGAUAUUGUACUUCAUCGUAGAAAUGAGCAAUUGCAACGUGUUUCGGAACUUCAUCGUAGUUACGAUGCACUACAGUACCCAAUAUUGCAUUGGAAAGGUGACGAUGGUUACCAUAUCAAUAUACCAAUGAUUGAUCCACGAACAGGUCUACAUAUACAGAAAAAAGUUAGUGCCAUGAAUUUUUAUUCGUAUCGAUUGAUGAUUCGUCCACAAGAACAAAAUUAUAUCUUAAAAUGUGGUAAACUAUAUCAUCAGUACAUCGUUGAUAUGUAUGCCAAAAUAGAGACUGAACGUCUUAAUUUUAUUCGUUUCAACCAAGCAAAAUUAAGAUCCGAAGAAUAUAUUCAUUUGCAAGAUGCGAUAGCGAAUGAUGCUAAUGUUAAUGACAUCGGACGUUUAACUAUAUUGCCAUCUUCGUAUAUUGGUAGCCCACGGCAUAUGAACGAAUAUGCACAAGACGCAAUGUCUUAUGUACGAAAAUACGGUCGACCGGAUCUGUUCAUUACAUUUACAUGUAAUCCGCAGUGGGAUGACAUCAAGAACAAUUUAUUUGAAGGCCAGUCGACAACUGAUCGUCAUGACAUUACAGCACGUGUUUUUCGGCGAAAAUUGACAGCACUUAUGGAUUUAAUUGUGAAAUUAAGUGUAUUUGGAGAGGUGCGUUGCCAUAUGUACUCAAUCGAAUGGCAAAAAAGGGGAUUGCCGCACGCACAUAUAUUAAUUUGGCUGGUAAAUAAAAUAACUCCGGAUCAAAUCGAUAACGUUAUAUCAGGUGAAAUUCCUGAUCAAACUGUUGAUCCUGAGUUAUUUGAUGUUGUCGUUAAAAACAUGAUACAUGGUCCGUGCGGUGAACUAAAUAUGAAUUCGCCAUGUAUGAUUGAUGGAAAGUGUUCGAAACGAUACCCAAGACAAUUGACUUCAGACACAAUAACGGGCAAUGACGGAUAUCCGUUGUAUAGACGUAGAUCACCUAAUGAUAAUGGCAAAACGGCAAACAUUAGAAUGCGUAACCAGGACGUUGAAGUUGAUAAUCGUUGGGUGGUUCCGUAUUGUCCAUUAUUAUCGAAAAUAUUCAAGGCUCAUAUAAAUGUGGAGUAUUGUAAUUCAGUCAAAUCCAUUAAAUAUAUUUGCAAGUAUGUAAAUAAAGGGAGCGAUAUGGCUGUUUUCGGUGUAGCUGGUGAUAAUAGAAAUGAUGAAAUUACUCAGUAUCAACUGGGGCGCUAUAUUAGUAGUAAUGAAGCUGUCUGGAGGAUUCUGUCGUUUCCAAUGCACGAAAGACAUCCUGUGGUUGUUCACUUAGCUGUGCAUCUUGAGAAUGGCCAACGUAUUUAUUUUAAUGAAGCAAAUGCAUUGGAAAGAGCAGCACACCCACCAGCGACUACGUUGACAGCUUUUUUCAAAUUAUGCGAAACUGAUACAUUUGCUAGAAAUUUGUUAUAUUCCGAAGUGCCUCAGUACUAUACAUGGAAUGUGUCUUCAAAAAAAUUUCAAAGACGUAAACAAGGAACAGCAGUCGAUGGGCAUUCAAGCAUUUUCAAAACAGAUGCAAUUGGGAGAAUGUAUACAGUACAUCCAAACAAUGCUGAGUGUUUUUAUUUGCGAUUGCUAUUAGUUAACGUCAAUGGCCCAAAAUCAUUUCAAGAAUUAAGAACAGUCGACGGUCAUUUGUGUCAAACAUAUCGUGAAGCAUGUCAACUCUUGCAUUUGUUGGAGGAUGAUGCACAUUGGGAUUCAACACUUAAUGAUGCAUCUACGUCAGCUCAUCCACAACAAAUACGAAUGCUAUUUGCCAUUAUAUUAUCGACAUGUAUGCCAUCAAAUCCACUUGAAUUAUGGAACAAAUAUAAAAAUUAUAUGGCAGAAGAUAUUUUAAUUCGUAUGCGUCAUCAUGCAAGAAAUCCUGAUUUGUUGAUUACCUUGGAAAUGUGCAACGAAGCUUUGAUAAUAAUUGAAGAUAUAUGUCUAACGAUUGCAAAUAAAGCAUUAGUACAAUUGGGUAUGACCGCACCAAAUCGUCCCAUGCAUGAUUUGUUUGAUCGUGAAUUGCAACGUGAGCAGGAAUUCAACUGUAAUGAUUUGCGUUUAUUUGUACAAUCGAAUAUAACCAAAUUAAAUAUUCAGCAAAAACAUGUAUAUGAUACAAUCAUGCAAGCCGUUUCCAAUAAUGCAGGUGGAUUAUAUUUUUUGGAUGCACCUGGUGGCACAGGUAAAACGUUCGUUAUAUCAUUGAUUUUAGCGACUAUUCGAUCAGAUCAGAAAAUUGCACUAGCACUUGCAUCUUCGGGAAUUGCUGCUACAUUAUUAGAAGGUGGUCGGACCGCACACUCUGCAUUAAAAUUGCCAUUGAAUGUGUGA
Molecule: messenger RNA, 3485 nt
Organism: Trichoplusia ni (cabbage looper)
Lineage: Eukaryota; Metazoa; Arthropoda; Insecta; Lepidoptera; Noctuidae
Exons: 3
Coding region: 255-3485 (1076 amino acids)
Biological process (GO): DNA repair; telomere maintenance
Molecular function (GO): DNA helicase activity
Source: RefSeq, a predicted model, not a curated record